Triticum aestivum (bread wheat) is the source of this 837-nucleotide messenger RNA. RefSeq lists its product as uncharacterized. The record is from RefSeq and is a predicted model, not a curated record. The transcript has a single exon. NCBI's taxonomy places the organism in Eukaryota, Viridiplantae, Streptophyta, Magnoliopsida, Poales, Poaceae. The coding region runs from base 96 to 659 and encodes 187 amino acids.
CUCAUCUCAGUGUUCUGCUCAUGCCAAGCUUGGGCUACCACAGAACCCUACUUGUUGUCCUUGAUAUGCAGUUUGGCCACCUCUAAGCAUCGAAGAUGAAGAUUGGCAAGGGCACGGAGCUCCUGAAGAAGGCGGCUUCGACGUGCAAGAACAAGACCAGCGUGCUGGCAGCCAAGCUCCUCGUCCUCGUGUCCCUCCGCCGCCGGAUGGCCACCGUCGGCGCCUUCUCCCACAGGAUCCAUGCGCUUGUGGCUGCCGCUGACCGGGAGAAUGGUGCCAGGGUGGACUGCAACAAGGCUCUCAUGGUGCGCAAGGUCCGGAAGAUGCCAGCGCUCCAUGGUGGUGAGAUUGUUGUUAAUAUCUCUCAUCAACUGGCACUGUUCGAUCAAGGGAAUGAUGGUGAUGGUGGCUGCACUGAUUGGACACUACACCCCAUCUUCAACGACGAUGACAACAACUGUUGUUACACCGACGAGUGCGAGGUUGACGACAAUGAGGAAGAUGGCGAUGAAGGCAUUGACGACCAACCAUCGGUCAUGGAUGUAAUCCGGAACCACAGAGAAGCUGAAGGUUUGGAGUUCAGCAUUGACGGUGAGAUUGAUCAGGCUGCAGAUAUGUUCAUCACCAGGUUUCGGAAGCGGAUGAAUCAGAGCUUCUAGUGAUCUUGUGAGCUCAUAUCUAUCUGUUUGUAUGGCAAAGUUUGAAGCGUACGUAUAUCGACUUAUCGGCUGCAAAUAUAGGUACCGUAGAUGGUGGGUGUGAGCUAGACUUGUAUACCGUAUUUGUUAGGGAGAAAACGAGAUGGACACAUGUUGUCUGCCCGGGAUUUUUUUUUGA